AUGGCGCUGGAAUACCCGAUCCAUCUUGGCUUGGCUUACCUGUUCUUGGGAGGCUACCUGUCUAGCCUGAUCUUUUGGGCUCUGCGCCUGCCUGGAGCAGUUGGUAUCAUUGCCAAUGGCUUCGUCUUCUCGAAUUUCAUUCAGGCGGAUGUCCUCAAUGGCCGAGAUGAUCUUCAGGCACUUUCCUUCUUCCUAGUGCUCCUCACUGCUGGCUUCGAGUUGCAAGUGAGUGACCUUCGCGCAGAGACUUUCGUUUUUGCAUUCCUCCCAGUGACGCUGGAGCUGCUUGGAAUCGCAGCUUGUGCCCAGCUCCUCUUGCAUUUCACACUGCUGGAGAGCCUGGUUUUGGGUGCUACACUCUGCUGCUUGGGAGAUGGCCUGGUCAUUCCCAAGAUGAUCGAGAUCAAGAGCCGGAAAGAGUUUGAGAACUCCCCGAUGCCAAGGCUCGUCUUCACGGCAGCGCCCUUGGAGGCAUCCUACGUCCUUACCAUCUACGGCGUCCUCGAGGGCCUGUCUGUGUCGAAGCAUCAGGAAGCGGCCGGGAUUUGGACGAUCGUCUUCGCAAACCUCUUGAGAAUCGCCGCCACCCUGCUGUUUGGCUCGAUGAUCGGAUAUGGUGCCGGGCUCUUCAUCAGUAAGGGCCGAAGGAGCGACUCAUGGCUUAGUUCCUGGGCAGAUAGCAAUGGGUGGCGUGAGUUCUCCCGACAAAUCUACGAAGCAUACGGCUCAUGGUCAUCGUGGCUGCCGUCCUAUGUUGCUCCGAAGAAGCUUUUCAGGCAAACUGACGUGGAGUCAUACCUGAUGAUCUUGUCGGUUGCUCUGCUUGGAUUCGGCCUUGGCUCAAUGAAGGUGGCCAAACUUGUCCCCAUGUUCGCGAACCUCCUACCAUCGGCCUUCGGUGAUGGGGAGAUCUUUCAGCCAGAGCUUCUCGUCAUUGUCAUAGGCUCCUCCUUCGCCUAUGCCUGUGAAACACACCAGGUCGAUGGAGAGAAGGGGGUGCUGGACAGCGUGCUCGUCAUUGUCGGCGGCGUGUGGACUUUUGGGCAGCUUGUUUUGUUCAGCAUGCUCGGUAGUCGCAUCGAUGUCUCUGUGUUUCUGCAGAUCCUCAAUGUCCUUCCCCUGAUGCUGGUUGGGCAAGCAUUCCGCUUCGCAGGGGUGUGGUUGUCGACCAUGCUGGUGGUGAAGCUCAAGUGGCGCACCUGCGAGCGUGCGGAUGAAGUCUGCCAGAAGUCUUUCCAAGCAACUGAAUGGCCCGAUGCGAUGUUCUGCUUCUUGUCGGCGAUGCCCAGGGCGACGAUCCAGGGAGCCCUUGGGCCAGUUCCCCUGGUCAAGCAGUUCUUUCCUCUGGAGCCGGCUGCACGUGGCCAGGAGGUCCGGCUCUUCAUUGCAGCAGCGGCGAGGCUCUACGUCCUGAUCUGUGCGAUUUUCGGCUCCAUCUUGCUGGACGACUAUGGCCCAUGGUAUCUAGAGCAGGCCAAAAUCGAGGCCGGCAAAGCGAAACGAUGCAGCAGAUGCCAUGUGCAGGAAUUCGUCGCCGGACGAAGCUCCAUGUUCGGGCUUGCUGACAUGGGCAGCGGCCAGGAAGUCGUAAGAGCUGGUCCCGAGCUUGCCUCCGCGAGCGAUGACGAGGUCUUGCAGGAAAGGUCCGACCAGGGCGAUGGUGUGGCCUCCGACGACCAAGAAGCAACACUGGAGCAGCCGAAGAUGAAAGACCCGGGGGCUGGCGGAGUGGACCUCGGCCGUUCCGAUGGCUCAGAGGAGCCGGGCCAGGAAACGGACGGCGUGGCUGACCCUCACCGGGUAGCGACUCCUCAGAGUUCGAUAGAUCCACCGGACACGCUGCCGCAGGAGGCGCCGGCGAACCCGGAGUCUCCACGGCGGACGGAUCGGUCACGAACUGGAUGUCCGGUUUUGCCCAAGGACCUACAGGCGAUCCAGAGUUUGGCCUACUCGGAUCCCGAGCCAAGAAGGCGAACCGCCUUUGGGUCCAUGGCCAGCCAGCGCAGCUCAGGCCCGCGGCAAUCGAUUGCAAUGGCUUUUCGUCCCACCACCGAAAGCCGCACGUCGCAGACUUCCUUGCCUCGACGAGGAGUUCUGUUUUCUAUGGAGCCGCCACACGAGGAUGAGGACGAAGUCCACGAGACCGGAGUAGGAGAAGAUGUGACCAUUCCUCACCUACAUCCGGCUUUACUCUCUAGGGGCCGGACAGCCAAAGGCCCAAAGGAUUACAUGCCCCUCGCAAGUGAGGCAUCUUUACCGCUGGUGCCUUGA
Molecule: messenger RNA, 2271 nt
Organism: Symbiodinium sp. CCMP2456
Lineage: Eukaryota; Dinophyceae; Suessiales; Symbiodiniaceae
Source: the annotation of a GenBank genome assembly